Molecule: messenger RNA, 3852 nt
Organism: Plutella xylostella (diamondback moth)
Lineage: Eukaryota; Metazoa; Arthropoda; Insecta; Lepidoptera; Plutellidae
Source: RefSeq, a predicted model, not a curated record
UUACAGUAACUUGGGAUAUUUUUUUUCGUUACUAAGCAUGAUUGAAGCCUAUCCACUUACUGCAGAAGUAUUUAUUCAGUGUCCAUGUCUUAAAUGCAGUAUGACAUCUAUACGACUAAUAUGACGAGUAAUAUACAGGAUAAAAAAUUGAAUUUAGCCUAGCUAAAUGCCAGUAAGAAGAUAUGCUACAUUUAGCCUUAGCAGUUUCCAAUAAUUAUACUUAUUAGAGUUAUAUAGUAUUAAAUACAGUAUGAUGCCAUACUGUUAUUUAACUACGUACAAGCCAAAAUUUUAUAUUAUUGGUUAAAUAAUAUAAAUACAGUAAGUCGCUACCCUGCAUAUAUACUUAGUAAUGAUCAUUAGGUAUUAUGUUCUGGAUAACUUACCUCAAAGACAGUACGAUGCCAUACUGUAAUUGUAGUAAGUUAGGUAAUCAAUUCUUACUAAGUAAAGUACGUAUUGUACUGAAAGCAAAGUAGCUAUACUGUGUUAAUGUUAAGACAGUGGUUAUACCUAAAUGUUUCGGUUUACGUAUCAUGGAGGAAGUAAGGUAGCUACACUGCACUCAUACUUACGAAUCACCUAUGUACAAUUUGAUGGUAUAACGUAUUAUAUCAAGUAUAAGUCAUUUCUACUGCAUGUCUAUUUAGCUUUGACCUAAUGCUACGUCAUUAAUUCAAUGCAGUAAAGUUGCUUUACCGUGAACAUGAUAAAACACUGAUCUAAAUUGUCCUAAUAAUAGUUUCGUAGUACAUUUUAAUAGUACUUGAAAGGAGAAAAAACUAUUCCUAUUAACAUUACACUAACUACCACUAUGUCGUUUUCAACGUGCGCGUAGGCAGCGAACGCGUUGAGGUGCAGAGGGGUUGGGGGGUAGGAGUAAGCGGGAUGGCGGUGGAGUGUGCGGAGAGGCGGGGAACGGGCAUUGGCGUGGUCGAAGUUCAGUCUGUGCCCUGUGCUGAGUUUGAGUGUAGACUACACGUCGGAUUGUCCCACCGUUGGCGCGAAAAAAUAAGUCCCAAUUCACUACGGCGCCACGUGUGUGUGCACUGCACCUGACACUUCGCGCAACCGGAAGCAAUUCGAGGGAUAUACCUACCUAUCAGCUUUAGCUUGAUUUUGAUGUUUUACGAGGCUUAAAAACUAAAUGAAGACCGAGGUAAGUGCAGUUCAGCUUUGACAGUCUAUUAUUUUGUAGCAAUCAGUAGUUACCACUUGAGUAGGUACUUACUAAUGUUACCAUUUAUCCAACGAAGGAAUAGUGUUCUGCUCCGCUGUAUGUCAGCGUUAUAAAUACCUAAUUUUCUUUGACAAUAUAGUUUAUUUAGCAACAAAUUCUUACGUUGAGAUGUGAUGGUCAUCUGCUUUUACCUACAUUUUUAAGAAAAGAUUUGUAUUUGAUGAUCGAAUGCUGGUGUUGUAAAUGUAUAUAAUAAAAGUAUAAAAUGUAAUGUGUUAAAUAGUAUAAUAUAUUAUGUAAGUAUGUACCUAGUAUGAAUGUAUCUGUGAUAUAUCAGCUGUGCCUGUGCGAUACCCAUCAUAAUACACAGGCUCUGCCUAGCUUGGGGCCAGAUGAUGGUCGUGUGUGUUCCCACAUAAUAUAUAUUAUUAUUCGUAUGUUUUGUGCUACGAAUGAACGGAGGAAGAUGUGAGGAUAUGAAGAGUAGCUAAGGGAGAGAGGGGAGGGAAUGGAUGAUCGUAUAAGUAGAAGGCAAUGAAUGGGAAGGGGCAAGAAGAGGGAAGGGAACGAAAUCGAUUUAGCAUUUUUUAUGGAAGAUCAUGUAAGGUUUUUCAAAAGUUGAGUAAAUAAUAAUAAAUGCCGAGGAAGGGUAUGGUAUGGGUAUGGUAGUCUUUCGCGUGAAAACAUUUUAAGGCGAAGCGAUGGUAGCGGCUAGUUUGUGAUAUAAUAUUACGAACAGACUGUAAGCAAGUUUAGACAGACUGUAAGGAAUUUAUUUUGUUGCAGCGGAACGAUGAGUUCUCGUCGCGAUCUAAUAAUGUCCAGAGUGCGGCAGGUGGAGGCAGAUUCUCAGCAUCUAGAGCCUAUACCUAAUUUAAUAUGUUCUGAGGUAAUGCCGGUAUCACCUGAUAAUAAAUCUAGGUCAUAUGUGGAAAAUUCUGAUUUAGGCGAAGAUGAUUUUAUAAAUGAUAGUUUUUUGAAAGUUUGUCUAAAAAAGAACGUCAACGAAGAGCCCAUUUAUGAAACGUCUGUUAUCGUAAUUGAAAAAGGCAGCUGCUCUUCGUCGUCGUCUGAUUCAAGAAUUGAAGCGCCUGAAAUGAUACCUGAAAAGCGUAUUUCACCGAGAAAUUCAAACAACAAACCAUCAAAUUCAUAUGCAAUAGAUAAUUUAUCUGAUAAUGAGGAAAUCACUUUCAAUGAUUUUGAUUCCGAUGACAGUGUAAAAGACAAAAACUAUUGUAUUACUGAAGACGACACUACUGAUUUAGAUACUUCGAUUGAAGAAAAUAAUGCUAUUAAAAGAACGAAACCUAAUGUAUACAAACCAAAGUUAAAGAACCAAAGAAAAUGUGAUAAAGGUGCUAAGGCUGUAGAUUCUGAAUAUCAAAUAAACCAAUACUCUAACAACACCCAGGAAAGAGUUGAAACAGAGACAGUUAGAAGUGAUCCAGUGCAAAUUCUUACUGAAAACGAAAUCAUUCAAGAAACAGCCAAUGAAGAAAGGCAUUCCCCUUCAAUAAUUCAAAGUGAUGACAGAUUAAAUGAAGCGUCGAAGCAAACUUUGACUAAGAAAGGCACCAUACGUAAAAGGAAAAUAAUAGAAGAAUCGCUUACAGAGAGAAAGGAAAAGAAUAUUUUUUUUACUACGGUUACGGUUACUAUAAAGAAUAUUUUUUUUAAGUUUCAUUUUUAUUUGUUUUGAUAGAAAAUGUACUGAAGAAGUACUUGUCUGUGAUUUUUUAAAAAUUAAUAAGUAUUAAAAAAGACUGAAUAACAUGUUAAGUUUUAGUUAAGAGUUGUUGUUAUUGUGAGUAACAUAAAGAAAACUAUAUCACAUCUGCGAGUUUAUUUCCAUAACUAAGAGACAAUAAAUAUUAUUUGAUAAAUAUUAGGUACUUUACUCAAGUGUUUUUUUUAAAUAAAUUGAUUAUUCAUAGUAUUUGUUUUAUUGCCACUAUAAUAAUAACAAACUGACAUAGUUAACAUGAAUUAAUAUUUUUUUAUGCAAAAAUUUGUGAGGUGUUUGUUUUUGAUCCCCUAUCAUUCAAAAAGUACUGAACAUAUUAUGUAAAUGCAACUAAACUGCAAUGGAGCUUACACGUCAGAUUAACAAUUAAACUACAUUUUUCCCGGAAUUCUCGCGGGAAAACCUGUAAAACCGAAACAAUAUCAAUGGGAAAAAGCAAGAAAAUAUAUAAUACGCAAGUUCGUGAGUAUGUUUGUUACUGCUCCAAACAAAAACUACUCAAUGGAUUUGAGUGAAGCUUUACAUUGAUAGAGCUUAAACAUCAGAGAAUCACAUUAGCUACCCUUUAUCUCAUAAUUCUACAAACGUUUUAGAGGAGAAGCAAAACUCGUCGUAAAAUCAGGAUAACCACAAAAAAUUCCCUUAUAACUUUGUAUGGUAACUUAGCAUAAACGAAGUAAAAUAAGUACUUACUUUAUUUCUGCUAAGUAUCCUCUCUGAGUAUAUUUUAGGAUAUACUUAGAAUAACUACAUAAAUGAGUUUAUUGUGCCUUUAUAUUGCAGAGUUUUGGUCUAAAAUUGAGUGCCAGAUAGGGGCAAAGGUCCUCUUUCGUUUAAGGUAUAAACCGUCAAGAUGUGAUCAAAAACAAAAAAAAAAUGGAAGAAUAUCGCCACAAAACUUUGACCGCGUUUUUCUCGGAACCGC